CUCACAAGAUGGACGUCUUCAUACGCGGCGUGCCUGAGCGAACCACGUCAAAUCAGUUGUCUAGUGGACUGCGCCCUAGUCUCCUCACCCUCAAUAUCCACGAUUGGCGCGUCCAUAAGGUCAAAGGCAAGAACUUCGCUUCUCUGACCUUUUUACACCCCUCCGACGGACAGGCUUUUCUCGAUAAACAUGGGUCAGUUUCAACCAGCAUUGGCCGUCCUCAACUGCCAUAUGGUCGUAUUCAACUCUUGUUCAAAGGAACCGCCCUCUCGUGUACCAAAAGCAAUCGACAGCCGGACCCUUUCGCAUUGAGGAGUCUCAAGCUUGAGUCCAAAGCCCGAAAAGCAAAGGCUCUCAGUUCAACGCCAGCUGAGAAACCCAUUGUCCAAGAACAGUCUGCUCAACAGCAGGGACUUAAAAAGCCAUCAGGCCUCUCCGUGAGCAUGUUUUCAUGCGGGUUAUGGGAUCUGGUCAAUGUCAGUCCUACAUAUGUGUACUACCAAUCUUGGUCUCAAACUGGAACUCUCAAAUUCACCUCAAAAGGCAUCGCCGUCAAACUGCAGAAUAGACUAGUCAUUGAAUUUUCAGCGAACAUACUGCACGAGAUAGUAUUCUCCAAAUACAAAAAUAGCGACUUGAUUCUAACGGGAAAGGAGCCUCCAAGGUUUUUCUACAAUACCGCAACCGCCAAUCGCCAGUUGCAGUUGAACGAGUUCAUGUCUGGUCUGAACCUCCACAAACAGGGUACCGGUCCAGACUUGAUGCGGAUCCCAUGUCUUGAUGGAAAUCAUGCCACAAUCUCGGGAAGCUGCCUCGUAUACAUAUUCAGAUUCGCAGACGACCAUGUGUCUUCUGGCCUCCAAAAUGUGACAUCUAUCAGAGCCCUCCCACCUAUCAUUUGGCAACGAGUUCAGAUUAUACAAUCCCCCGUUCCAUUCCAAACCCAAUUGUCCCGCCUCUUCAAAUCCAUGGAGUCUCCUCCACUUCCUUUUCCCAUCAAAUUCCAGGUAAUCAGACUAGCUCAAGAGGGUUGCUUACCGCCAAAGACGGUCUCAGCUAUUUUGCCAGAGAUCAGAGCACUGGCCCGUCGUUCUGGUCAGGCCAUCUGCAGUACUGUGGUCCGUCGAUUAUUCCAAAAUUUAUCCUGGAGAUGUCUCGAGGAUGAUGCAAGCUACUGGAACCCUCCGAAAUUGAAAGCCCUCCUCCUUGAAAAGGAAUUUCAGAUAAAGGCAGGAGAAGCCUCAGAGGAUGAAUUCAUUGACUCGGAAUCCUUGGUCAAUGUCCACCGAGUGACCAUCACACCAGCUGGUAUGAUUCUAGCGGGACCGACACCAGAGAAUAAUAAUCGUGUUCUCCGAAAAUACUCUCAGCACCAUAACAACUUCCUCCGAGUCCAGUUCUCGGAUGAAGACUCAGAGCCCCUUCGAUUCAAUGCUAGAGCAUCCAACCAAGUCAUUUACAACGACAGGUUCAAAAAGAUCCUCAACGAGGGCUUCACCCUCGCCGGGCAACAUUUUUCGUUUCUGGGAUUUUCCCAUUCGUCCCUUCGCGCUCAGUCGUGUUGGUUCAUGGCACCCUUUGUUCACGAUGGCCGUCUCUUGUUCGACCGGGAGCUUAUCAAAGGCUUGGGCGACUUUUCCAAUAUUAGGUGUCCCGCCAAGUGUGCAGCAAGGAUCGGUCAGGCCUUUUCAGAGACGCCAACGGCCGUUACCCUUGAAGCCGGUGUCUGCAAAGAAAUCCCAGACGUCGCACGAAAUGGAAGAGUGUUUAGCGACGGAGUCGGUACCAUGUCGCCCUCAGUCAUGAAGUUGAUCUGGAAUCAUCUACCCGUCCACAAGACGAGGCCAACAUUGUUCCAGAUCCGCUAUGGAGGUGCCAAGGGCAUGAUUUCCCUCGACACCCGUCUCAAGGGAGACGUGCUAAAUCUACGCCCCUCGAUGAUGAAAUUUCCAGGCUCAACAUCUACUGACAUUGAGCUUUGCACUGGCUCCUAUCGGGCUCUCCCAUAUUAUCUCAACCAUCAGAGCAUCAAGAUCCUUGAAGACAUGGGUGUUGCGGAUGAUUUUUUCCUUGACAACCAGACCAAAGAAAUCGAAAGGCUCCGUAAAACGACAGCAGAUUCGAAAAUGGCUUCCAAAUUCCUGAAGAAACACGCGAUCGGCGAGCGCAUCAACCUUCCAUGGUUUAUCCAAAAGCUUGACAGAAUGGACGUCGAUUUCAGAGACGAUCCUUUCCUUCGAGAUAUUGUGGAAAUUGCCGUUUUAAUUGAGCUUCGAGCACUCAAAUACAAAGCUAGGAUACCCAUAGAGCUCGGGUACACACUACUCGGGAUCAUGGAUGAGACAGGUUACUUGAACGAAGGUGAAAUUUUCUGCAUUGUGGACGACAAAAGUGGCCCUUCCAUCAUUGUAGGUUCCAACCUACUCGUCACUCGGUCUCCGGCCUUGCAUCCGGGUGACGUUCAAAUUGUCAGGGGCGUCAACGUGCCCCACGACUCGCCGCUUCUGUCUCUUCGAAAUUGCAUAUGCUUUAGCCAAAAGGGCCCAAGGGACUUACCAAGCAUGCUCAGUGGCGGAGAUUUGGAUGGUGAUCUCUACCAAAUUCUAUUCGACCCCCAAGCAAGACCCAGAAGAAGCUAUAUUCCCGCCGAUUAUCCGCGAGCAAAGCCCGUUGACCUCGGUCGGCCCGUUGACCGUGCCGAUAUGACUGAUUUCUUUGUCACUUUUAUGGCAACGGACCAACUUGGCCGAAUCUCCAACAACCAUAAGAUCCGGGCUGAUCAGUGUCCUGAAGGCACUCUACAUGGCGACUGCCUUACGCUAGCUGAAAUGGCGUCUGUCGCAGUUGACUUUUCCAAAAGUGGAAUUCCGGUUGAUCUAAGUCGAAUGCCGAAAAUCCCGCCUUAUCGACCAGAUUUCAUGGCUUUCGGGCCUCAUACUGUGAUCCACAAGGAUAAGCCGGUUUCAUUCAGUGACAUUCCUCGAAAUGACCCGAAUCCUCUUGAUGACGAGGAGGAAGAAGAUGACGGACCUCAAUACCAGUUCUACGAGAGCACGCAGAUCCUUGGGAAGCUAUUCCGUAGGAUUGACGAACGCGAUGUGUUACAAUCUAUCCAACAACCGAAACUCCCGCUCAUCAAGAGCAGAGACACUGUCAUUCAGGCAAUCCGGAAUUAUGUGGUCAAGUUCUGCAGUCAUAUUGACUUGACUUCGCACGUAACGAGAGCGUAUGGCAUUCAGGACGAGUACGAAGAGAUGAUUCAGAACUUGUGCUGGGAAUUUAGUCCCAGUCGAACCAAGCCUCUGAGUGAGCGAGAGGUCUUCAUUGGGAAUAUUCUGGGCAGAGAUGGAGCCCAAACCAAGAGACAACAUGACCUGUCGCUCAGCCUAAGAGAUCAAGUGAAUACCGCCAUGACGUACAUUGUCAACCGCAUCAUCAAAGACGGGUAUGAGGAAAGCGAAGAUAGCCUAGAGCGGAGUAUCGCAUGCUUCCUUAUCAGCGUCAAGAGUCUUGACGACUCGCAAGACGGCCGGGGAAGAGGUGAGAAACUAAUCAGUUUUUGCUAUGUCGCGGCGGCCGUCUGUCUGCGUGAGAUUGAGAAAUCACAGUCUAGAAGUCACGCAGACCAUGAAUCUGACUUGAAAUUUCCCCCGGAUAUUCCAUUUUCAGAUACUUGGAUGAGGCAAUAUGGAAAUGCAUGAUUAGGCAUAUGGGAUUGACGACGUAUGAACCGUUUCGGUUGGUUGUAUCCUUUAGCGAUAGGGUGUCAUUCGGAUGUUAC
This is a messenger RNA of Exophiala mesophila, 3781 nucleotides long. RefSeq lists its product as uncharacterized. Gene Ontology annotation, biological process: siRNA processing. The coding region runs from base 9 to 3701 and encodes 1230 amino acids. The transcript is spliced from 5 exons. Gene Ontology annotation, molecular function: RNA-directed RNA polymerase activity. The record is from RefSeq and is a predicted model, not a curated record. Gene Ontology annotation, cellular component: nuclear RNA-directed RNA polymerase complex. Lineage: Eukaryota; Fungi; Ascomycota; Eurotiomycetes; Chaetothyriales; Herpotrichiellaceae.